Molecule: messenger RNA, 1085 nt
Organism: Syzygium oleosum
Lineage: Eukaryota; Viridiplantae; Streptophyta; Magnoliopsida; Myrtales; Myrtaceae
Product: LOB domain-containing protein 1-like
Exons: 2
Coding region: 23-706 (227 amino acids)
Source: RefSeq, a predicted model, not a curated record
UUCCCCCCGAAGCUCUUCGAAAAUGGAGAAGACCGCACCUCCGCCCGUCGCGAUCCCUUCCUCCCCCUUCCUCCCGCACUCCCCCGCCUACUCGCACCCCCCGCCGCCGUCGCCGCCGCCGCCCCAGUUCUGCCCGGCGACCCCUCCUCCCCCGGCGGCGGCGCCUCACGACAGCGGCGGGUGCCCGCCGUCCCCUGCUGCUGCUCCGGCGGCGGCGGCGGCGGGGGUCCUCAGCCCCUGCGCCGCGUGCAAGAUCCUGCGGCGGAGGUGCGCCGCAGACAAGUGCGUCCUGGCGCCGUACUUCCCGCCGACGGAGCCGUACAAGUUCACCAUCGCCCACCGGGUCUUCGGGGCCGCCAACAUCAUCAAGUUCUUGCAGGAACUCCCGGAGUCCCGACGGGCCGACGCUGUGAGCAGCAUGGUCUACGAGGCGAGCGCGCGGAUCCGAGACCCGGUGUACGGCUGCACGGGCGCGAUCUCUCAGCUCCAGAAGCAAGUCGUGGAGCUCCAGGCGCAGCUCGCCAAGGCGCAAGCCGAGAUCGCGAACGUGCAAUGCCAGAACGCCAACUUGCUCACCCUCAUCUGCAUGGAGGUGUCUCAAAUCCAAGACCAGCCCGUUUUCCAGCAGCAAUGCCCCGCGGUGGACGCGAGCUGCUUCCUGGACGAGACCAGCCUCGCCUCUUCUUGGGAACCGCUUUGGACAUGAGAAGGAACGGCAGCUCCAAUGGCGUUCGACCUUCAUGUUGGGGUUUCGAGGAAGAAAAGACGGACACGAGGAGAGGAGACGGGAAUUGUCAAUAAAGAGAGAUUAGUUAAUGUUAGAUACGUGAUAGUCAAACUGAGGGUCUUGGCCCAAAUUCAGAAAAAAAAAAAAGGUUGAUGGGAUGCAUGCGAAUCUUUUGGAUUGCUGAUACAGAAGUGUUCACAGGGAAAGAAACGGAUGACAGAGAAAAAUGGCGGGGAGAUCUCUGAGUCACUUUCCUUUGGACUAUCGUAACCUUGUUCAAUCAAUACUAUAUUAUAGCUUUAUGUGACCUAAUUUAUCUAUGAUCAGUCGUCAAACUUUAUGACUACUUUUGUGAGGA